AUGCCCGUGGUCGGAGUCCUGCUCUGGGCCACCCUGCUGACUCUGGGCUGGCGGGCUGCCCAUCCCAAAGACCACGGCUUCGCUACCCCCAGGGUGCAGCUCUCCUUCAAAGAGCUGAAGGCCACGGGCACAGCACACUUCUUCAACUUCCUCCUCAACUCCAGCGACUACCGCAUCCUGCUGAAGGAUGAGGACCACGACCGCAUGUACGUGGGCAGCAAGGACUACGUCCUGUCGCUGGACCUGCACGACAUCAACCGCGAGCCCCUCAUCAUCCACUGGCCCGCGUCCCAGCAGAGGAUCGAGGAGUGCAUCCUGUCAGGCAAGAACAGCAAUGGGGAGUGCGGCAACUUCAUCCGCCUGAUCCAGCCCUGGAACCGGACACACCUCUACGUGUGCGGCACCGGCGCCUACAACCCCAUCUGUGCCUUCGUCAACCGCGGGCGCAAAGCCCAGGAUUAUAUCUUCUACCUGGAGCCAGACAAGCUGGAGUCGGGCAAGGGGAAAUGUUCCUACGACCCCAAAGUAGACACUGUCUCUGCAUUAAUAAAUGAAGAGCUUUAUGCUGGUGUGUACAUCGACUUCAUGGGCACAGAUGCAGCCAUCUUCCGCACCAUGGGCAAGCAGACAGCCAUGAGGACAGACCAGUACAACUCCCGCUGGCUCAACGACCCAGCCUUUGUCCGUGCCCAGCUCAUCCCUGACAGCAGCGAGAGGAAUGAUGACAAGCUCUACUUCUUCUUCCGAGAGAAGUCGGCUGAUGCCCCGCUGAGCCCUGGGGUCUAUUCCCGCAUCGGGCGCAUCUGCCUGAAUGACGACGGGGGCCACUGCUGCCUUGUGAACAAGUGGAGCACCUUCCUGAAGGCCCGGCUGGUCUGCUCUGUGCCGGGACCCGAUGGAAUUGAAACGCACUUCGAUGAGCUCCAGGACGUCUUCAUCCAGCAGACUCAAGACACCAAGAACCCUGUUAUCUACGCUGUGUUCUCUGCUUCGGGGUCAGUCUUCAAAGGCUCUGCUGUGUGUGUCUACUCAAUGGCUGACAUCCGCAUGGUCUUCAAUGGGCCCUUUGCCCACAAGGAGGGACCCAACUACCAGUGGAUGCCCUACACAGGAAAGAUGCCCUACCCCCGCCCAGGCACCUGCCCUGGGGGGACCUUCACCCCAUCCAUGAAGUCGACCAAGGACUACCCCGACGAGGUGAUCAACUUCAUGCGCGCGCACCCGCUGAUGUUCCACGCCGUGUACCCCACACACCGCCGGCCGCUGGUGCUGCGCACCAACGUCAACUACCGCUUCACCACCGUGGCCGUGGACCAGGUGGACGCGGCAGACGGGCGCUAUGAGGUGCUUUUCCUGGGCACAGAUCGGGGCACCGUGCAGAAGGUCAUUGUGCUCCCCCGGGAUGACAUGGAGACAGAGGAGCUCAUGCUGGAGGAGAUUGAAGUGUUCAAGGUGCCAGCCCCCAUCAAGACGAUGACCAUCUCCUCCAAGAGGCAACAGCUGUAUGUGUCCUCGGCCGUAGGCGUGACGCACCUGGCGCUGCACCGCUGUGACGUGUAUGGGGAAGCCUGUGCUGACUGCUGCCUGGCCCGGGACCCCUACUGUGCCUGGGAUGGCAGCGCCUGCACCCGCUACUCCGCCUCCUCCAAGAGGCGCAGCCGGCGGCAGGACGUGCGGCACGGCAACCCCAUCCGGCAGUGCCGCGGCUACAACUCCAACGCUAACAAGAACACGGUGGAGGCCGUGCAGUAUGGGGUGGAGGGCAGCACAGCCUUCCUGGAGUGCCAGCCCCGCUCGCCCCAGGCCAGCAUCAAGUGGCUGCUGCAGAAGGACAACAGCGACCGGCGGAAGGAGGUGCGCGUGGAGGGCCGGGUGCUGCGCACGGAGCAGGGCCUGCUGCUGCGCGCCCUGCAGCUCAGCGACAGCGGCCUCUACUCCUGCACCGCCACCGAGAACAACUUCAAGCACACGGUGACCAGGGUGCAGCUCCGCGUCCUCAGCAGCCGCGCCGUGCACACCGUGCUGGUCCAGGCAGAGACCCCGGUCCCCGGCCUGCCGGGUGCCCCCACUCCCCGCUACCAGGACCUGCUGCAGCUCCUCAGCCAGCCCGAAAUGGGACUCCUGGACCAGUACUGCCAGGGCUACUGGAGGCACACGGCCGCCAGCCCCCCGCAGCCGCUGGCUGGCCUCAAAGCCAAGGAGCAGCAGGAGCAGAAGAAGCCUCGGAACCGCCGGAAUCACCAGCCAGAGACCUAUGGGCAUACAUGAAACCAUCAUCAGGGACUUUGCUAGCACAGUGGUCUAUUUUUCCCCCCUUUUAAUAUUAAAAAUAUCUAUA
Agelaius phoeniceus (red-winged blackbird) is the source of this 2338-nucleotide messenger RNA. RefSeq names its product semaphorin 3F (gene SEMA3F). Gene Ontology annotation, biological process: positive regulation of cell migration; axon guidance; negative chemotaxis. Gene Ontology annotation, cellular component: plasma membrane. Gene Ontology annotation, molecular function: chemorepellent activity; semaphorin receptor binding. The record is from RefSeq and is a predicted model, not a curated record. NCBI's taxonomy places the organism in Eukaryota, Metazoa, Chordata, Aves, Passeriformes, Icteridae.